CACAAGUUGAAAAACGAUGGGUGGCGUGGAAUCCUCGACGAUCCGGACUCGGUCCAUGAAGCCGAGCACGGUCAUUUCGAAGAUAUCCCGAAGCAUCGGGGCGCGUAGCUCCAGGGGCGACGACGACGUGCUGUCGGCAGUGGCUAAAGUUGGGCCCGAGGCCGAAGUUGACUGGUCCGGCCAGUUCAACCGUCCACUGGCACCUUCGGAUCAUUACCAGCACUACAUGCCCCCAAACAUGCCCAUGUGCCCAACGUACCAAGACAACUACGUGAAGGAAUGCAACCGGUCGUGGAAGAUUAUUUGUAAGGCAGCGACGCCCAAGAUGAAGUCGUACAACAAAGACGGGAUCGUGCUGUUCUACGACGAAUUCUUCCAUCGGCUUUUUCAACGGGACCCAGGGUUUGAGGACAUCUUUCCUGGCAUCCGAAGGCGAAUCGAAGUCCUGAUCAAAGCCAUGAAGUUUCUCCUCAACGAUUCAGGCGCACCCGAGGCGACCGCAAUCGAACGGUGCCGCAACUUGGGCCACCGCCACCGCUCGAUCCCCAAGGUCAAACCACAUCAUUUUGCCGCAUAUGCCAGCACGUUUGUCGAAGUGGCGAUGUUUUGGCUUGAUAUAGAAGCGACACCCGACGUCGGCGAAGCAUGGAGCAACCUCGUCGGGUUCAACCUCAAGUACAUGCUGCAAUCGUAUUUAUACAACAUCGUGAACGAAAGCGACUGGAACCAAAACACAAUCCAGCUCAACAAAGAAGGCCGGUCGCCGUCCAUUAUCAAGCUCAAGGGCGCCGUUAAAGCCGAGAUGAAAAAGCAGUCGAUAACCCUGUCGGGAACGAAGAAGGACCUGAAAGAGAAGUAGCACUCGCUCGGCCGUCCUGAAAGUUGAAAUGCAGUAGCGUUGUCGCGGUGAACAUCGAGUCCUCUUGUAUGCCUCGUCGGAUUUA
Molecule: messenger RNA, 944 nt
Organism: Aphanomyces invadans
Lineage: Eukaryota; Oomycota; Saprolegniomycetes; Saprolegniales; Verrucalvaceae
Exons: 1
Coding region: 17-859 (280 amino acids)
Molecular function (GO): heme binding; oxygen binding
Source: RefSeq, a predicted model, not a curated record